Micromonas commoda is the source of this 1578-nucleotide messenger RNA. RefSeq lists its product with no specific name. The coding region runs from base 1 to 1578 and encodes 525 amino acids. NCBI's taxonomy places the organism in Eukaryota, Viridiplantae, Chlorophyta, Mamiellophyceae, Mamiellales, Mamiellaceae. The record is from RefSeq and is a predicted model, not a curated record. The transcript has 2 exons.
AUGGCGACGAGGGACCCGACGGUCGAGGAGUACGCGAUCCGGUUCGUCCGCAAGUACCUGAAGGGUGACUUCGCGCGCGCCGCCGCUCGAACGAACGACGACGGCGGCGCCGCCGUCGCCGCCGACGACGCCAACCGCGCCGCCGCCGCCGACACCCUCGUCGACCUUCUCCGCAAGUGCUCCGACGACCCGGUGCUGCUCAAGGUGCCACUCCGCGUGUUGCGCGAUGAGAUACUGCGACGCUACGACGAACACCGACACCGACGCGACCGCGACCGCGCGCCGUCGUUAGAUGAGUCGGCGCUGCCGGCAGACGUCGAGUCCCUCUUCGCGCUCUUCGACGGCGUUCACCGAGUAUGCGUCACCCUCGCCUCCAGGCUCACGGCUGGUCCCUUCGAAACGAUAGACCGAGCGCUUCGCCUGCGGCUCUUCCUCUGCGUGUGCGGGGAGACGUGGCGGGACGCGCCGGCGCUGAGAGCGUGCGCGUUGCGUCGGUGUCACGCGUUCGCGCGCGAGGAGGACGCGCACGAGGCGUCGAGGGCGACGACGACGACGGCGGCGGCGGGCGGCGCGACAAACGGGUUUUCUCACUCGGCGACGACUGCGUCGUCGUCGUCGAGGAGGUCGUCGGCGUCGGCAUCGUCGUCGUCGUCGUCUUCGUCGGGGUGGCUCGGAUCCAUCGCGUCGCGCGCCGUGCCCGCGUUCGUGUCGCACGACGCCGUGGACGUCUCCAGCUGGCGUCGCGUGAUUGGGCAGAUCUUCGCCAGGUGCCCCGCGCGGCUCAUGUCGCCGACGGUGGAGUGCCUCCUGGAGUCCCUUCGCGUCCGGGGCCCCGACUGCGCGGCGGCGAACGUGGUCGGGCCAAUCGCGAGUCGCCAGCUGGGACUCGAUGAUGACGACGCGACGACCGAGUACGUCCUGUACGGCGAGACCACCGUCGUUCGAGCCGACGCGAAUCCGCCCAAAACGCCGCCGCCGCCGGACCUCCUCGGAUUUGAACCACAGCUGUGCGCCCCCGGGUUCGACGGGUUCGACGGGUUCGACGUGACCACACCGAUCGACGACGAUCGCAAAAACCUGACCGCCGGGUGGGAAACCUUCGAGACGCCGACGACGACGUUAACGCCGCCGACCCCGACCCCGACGACCGUUACGACGACCGUUACGACGACUGACGGGCGCUCCUCCCGAGCCAUCUCCACCGGCGCGAGCACCGGCGAGAAAGGUCUCGUGUUCGACGGAAGCUUCGGUUCCGACGCCUCGUUGACGUCGGCGUUCAGGCCCGAUAGGGCGGGGGAUUUCACACGCGCGGAUCACGAGACGUCGCACGCGCCAAUCGCGAGUCGCCAGGUGGAGCCGCACAGCUGUGCGUCGUUCGGCGCCUUCGGUUCCUUUCCCGUCGAGACGCCGCCGGGAAAGGAGCCCUCGCCCUCGUCCUCGUCAGCCGCGGACGGGUCUGGAAAGUCGUCUGGAGAGUCGUCUGGAAAGUUGGGAGCGCUCGCGUCGGUGGCGGCCAGGUUGCCCGUGCGCGACUCGCACGACUUCGACGAGCUCGUGCGCGACUUGGAGCGCAUGUGA